AUGCAGCCUAGCAUUUGCAGCUUCGUGUGUUCCGUGUGCUUUGGAAAAAUCUCGAGUGGCAUUCGCCGGCCGGCAGAAUUAAUUCGCCAGCGCCAGACGGUCACACUGCACACAGCAAGCAGCCCCAAGAUGGAGGAUUGUGAAAGCGAUGCCUUUAUGCUGGACGAUCUGCAACUGGCCGCAGAGCUGGGGAAAACUCUGCUGGAGCGGAACAAGGAGCUGGAGGGGCAGAUCAAGGAGUACAAGUUCAAGGCGGACGAGCAGGAGCGCGAGAUCGUGCACCUGCGGAAGCACAUCAAUGCCAUGACCGAGGUGAACGACUCCCGGCUCAAAGUCUACGAGCAGCUUGAGGUGGGGAUUCAGGACCUGGAGCGGGCCAACCAGCGGCUGAAUGUGGAAAAGAGUCGCGACAAGAAGCAGAUCAAGCUGCUCACAGCCAAUGCCGAGGGCCUGGAGGCUCGCUGCGAGGAGCUCACCCAGCAGCUGAGCGAUGCCCGGCAAUCGCUAAGCACGGAACGGCGAAAGGUCGAUCGUUAUCAGCAAGAACGGCAGAACAUGAAGGCCGCCGAGCCACCGGUGUGUUUCAACACCAAUUCACCCAUAACCAGCGACCAGGAGUUGGGUUUUCCCCAACUCCAGGCCAUAGCCCUGGCCAGUCCCGAGAACCUCUCGCUGUGCAAUGCCAACCUGGCCCUGAGUCUGGCCGAAAAGAGCUCUAUGAAGAGCGAGGACAGCGAGGAACUGGUCAGGCUGCUGGGCGAAAUGGAGACCAUUAAGCGGGACUUCCUCACCGAGCAGCAGCGUUGCGCCGAACUGGAAGAGCAGCUGGUGUCCAUUAUCCAGGAGAACCAGUGCUUGCAGGGCCGCCUGGCCGACAAUAGUGCCAACCAGGAAAUGAUGUCCAUGCACGAGGAGCUCUCCCUUCUAGACGACGUGCGGCAGGGCCAGAUGUGCAGUCGCUGCCUGCGGGACAUCAACGAGAGCAUCCACAAUCUCGACGAGCAGUCGUCCGUGGCCCCCACGGAGGAGAUCUACGAGGACGACGAGCGGAGCAUGCUCAGCGAAAGCACCUCCAAGUUCAGUCACAGUGCCAUUGAAGAUCGCUUCCGGAAGCCCGGCGACGAUCCACAACUGAACGCCAUCGAAAGCUCAAAUCCGUAUCGGGAUCUAGUCGAGAAAUAUGAGGCUCUGCUGGAGGUGCAGCGGACUUCCAUUGCCUCGAAAAAUCUAGCCGAUGCCAAAAAGACAAAUGACUUGAUUCCUCCUCCGCCAGUUCUGCAGCAGAAAGAGGAGACCAUUGUCAGCAGCUCAAAGGAAUCUGUGGUGACGCUCAACAAUGCCCCCAUCGAGUUCUCGGAAGCGGAGACCUCCUCGUCGGGCUUCUCUGACGGAACGGGUAACAAGUGCACACAGACCGAGGAGCGGCCCAGCUCCUUCCUUUGCUCAAUCAGCAAUGGCAACGAUUGCAAGUUUAGUAUCUACGACGAUGUCAGUCCCAUUGAAUCUCACUUCCGCAACCGUCCCGAGCACCGGGAGCUCUUCAAGGAAAUCUUUGGGGUGCUGAAGAAGGCGGCCGACAACAAUGAGAGCGAAGAUAAGCAAGGGGUUGAGGCAAGUGCCACAGCUGCUUCGGAUAUCCCAGUUCCCCAGGUGGCCAUACCAACCCUGAAGGAGGAAUCCCCCGAGGACGACACCCAGAGCGUGGUCUCUUCGAUCAUGUCCAGUCAGUCCAUAGCCAUAUCGGAGUGCGUGACCAAGCUUGAACGGAAGACUGCCAAAAAGCACAUACUAUCCGUCUCAAGCUCUUUGAACUCGGCCUCCAAGCAGGGCUCGGUUUGUGAACCCUCCACCAUGAAGCCCAUUGAGGAGAAUGGCCGUGUGCUGACGCCUCUGAAACGGGAGCCCCUCGAGUAUAUAACCAUAGCAGUUGGCAUUAAGAAAAAGAAUAGAAGGAAGCACCGCAACCAGAGCUCAUCCCGCGACCGCGUCGACUUGAUUGACUCCCGUGAUAAUCUGAGCCGGAACAGUCCUCUGGCCAUCAGGCAGCAGCACCAGCACCACAUGGGGCAGGGCAGUGUCUCGGCUCCACUGAACAGAGACUUUGGACGCGGCUUUAGCCGCAGAGGCAAUGCUCCCUCUUCGUCGUCGUCGGCGUUCUCGGGCAACUGGAAUGGCUCCCCUAUGGUGAUUUAUAACCAAAACAUGAACACGCCUCGAACUUCGCGUGGCCACAAUACCGUGUCCCAGGAUCUGCAUAAACUCAAAAAGCUCGAUCUGUCCUAUGCCGAGGUAUUGCGACGCGCCGACCCUCCCUGUGAUUAUGUUACCCCGAAAUUGCAGCAUUCCCAGCGACAGCAGCAGCAGAGCAACGGUUCCACCUCGCGGAAGAACCGCCAGAGACGCCAAUAAAUCUACUUUUAAGGGAACUUAGUAAUUAUUUAUACCGAAACCGAAUCCUUUUUUACCGGGCAUUUAAAUCCUUUUAAUUUGAUGUGUCAUGAGAACUCUAGUCCGUUUCGAAAGCAUAUAAGACAGUUAAAUUGCCUGUAAUCGUAAUCUCUAUAAAUCUAUCCCUAUAAUCCGGCAAUAGUUCGCUUGCUGUUACAAUUGUCUCAUGUUUCCUCGUAGUUUCUCGUAAAUUGUGAAUAAUUAACGAGCGGGCUAAGCUUGCAAAAGACGAUAACUUACAUAACUUGAAUUUAUAUCUACAAAAUCAGCAUGACUAAACUUAAUAUUGUAUCCUAACUAGUAAGUCUUUUAUUUCUGUAGUACUGUUUUGUGUAUUUAUUAAGAUCUCUCUCUAGUUUACAAAUUAAUAAAAUUACAACCAAUGGGCA
Molecule: messenger RNA, 2837 nt
Organism: Drosophila kikkawai
Lineage: Eukaryota; Metazoa; Arthropoda; Insecta; Diptera; Drosophilidae
Source: RefSeq, a predicted model, not a curated record